Linum tenue is the source of this 3126-nucleotide messenger RNA. The record is from the annotation of a GenBank genome assembly. NCBI's taxonomy places the organism in Eukaryota, Viridiplantae, Streptophyta, Magnoliopsida, Malpighiales, Linaceae.
GAUUCGUUAGCGAAAUGGAGACCCAAAAUCCAUCUUACCCUAAAAAACACGCGUUGGUUGGACCGGCAUCGGCGGGAUGGGUGCUGCGAUGGGUUCUCGUCUGCUGCCCCCCGGUUACUCUGUCACAGUCUACGGCCGGACUCCGUCAAAGGCUGCGCCUUUACUCUCUCUAGGGCCCAUCUCGCCGAUUCUCCUUUUGCCGUUGCUCAAUCGAGUGACGUGGUAGUUACCAUGGUGGGACACUCAUCAGAUGUUCGAUCGGUUGUCUUAGAGAGAGGGGACAUCUUGCCGGCGAAGGGCUGGUUUUUACUGAGAAAGCUGGGUUGGAUGUGAACAAGUUUGUGGGCACGGUGAAGGGCAGUGAGGAGCAGCUGGGUGAUGGAGUUGUUUGGGCAGAGAAUGAUCGGGAGGGACUUCAGGCCAGGUGGGUUUGCGGAGUAUAUGGUUAAGGACAGGACUUGGUAAUGGGGGUAGAUGUCGCGGAAGAGAGUGACGACGACAAGCUCCCUGUCUUGCCUGGUGCUGCUCUGGUUAAGCAGCUCUUCAGUGGGAUUCAAGUUGCUGGGAUAGCUUUCAUCUGUGUUGUAUUUUGGAGUUGUUGCAAUUACUUGUUCUCAAUGAAGUGUUGUAUGAGAGAGUCAUGAAGUGUUGUAUUGGGAACCUAAUCUAUCUGUGUCUGGAUGGACAUCGUUUGUCGUCUCAGUAAAUGGACAGUUUAGCUCUUUGAGAUGCAAGUAAGGAGGAAACAAACAAAAGACACGGGUGCCAUCAACACCGUCGAGAAUCAGGAUACAUCAAUACUCAUAAUUGUGUUCCUAUGAAUAUGUGAAUUUUUUUGGAAUGUUCCCAGCGCAAAAAUACAUUUGUGCUCUUGGGAAGCAACGAGGGAAGUAGUUGAUAACUAAACUGCCACCUUGUUCCACUCGCUGUUUAUGGUGGAUCCUAUUAUAUUUCCAUCUGUCUGACUUUAUGAAGUUGAUACCUCAAAACUCAUACCCAUUACUCUGUUGUCUACCAAACUUGGCCAAGAAGAAAUGGCUCCUCAGGGGCAAGGUGCUGCUUCUCGUAAAUCUUUAGCACCAAGGGAGAGUGUGAUUGUUGUGAUGCACAGUAAUCAAAGUAAGCGCGACGUUGAGGCCAUGGAUUGGGCUCUCAAGCAUGUGGUUCGACGGGGAGAUAAUGUUAUUGUGCUUGGAGUUAUAGGUGGGUGUGGAGUGAAGAACAUUUGCUUCCCGUUCAACAUGGGCAUGGGCUUCUCUGCAAUUUGGGAAAGAAUAGAUUGUUCAACAACAGGACAAGAGCCAAGACCCAAGGAACUUGCAGAAGAAAUUGAGAGAAAGAAACAACAGUGUCAGAGUAAACUCCAGCCAUUCUAUCGACGAUGCAAGAAGAAUGAGGUAAACUUGGAAGUCAAGCUUACAUUUGGCUGUUGCCCUAUAAAAAUCACAGUAGAACAAGCUCAGAACUCAAAUCCUCGUUGGAUUAUCUUAGAUAGCUACUUGAAGAAGUAUAAAAUGAUCAUAUACAAUGAAGUAGGCUGCAAUAUUGCAGCGAUGAAGGGAAAUGAUCUGGCAACUCUGAUUCCAUCAAGAAAUGGACAAGGUGGAACAUCUGGUGCUGCUUCUUGUAACAAGCUUAAUGUUCCGCAUGAUGAUGACUCAUCAUCAACAGCAUCCAGGCAAGCAUCAGCAGGGCAAAGCCCUGCAUGGUAUCCAGUAUCAUGGAGAAGUGGAUUUCCUCGAGCUUUUUCAGAAGCAGAACUUGAAGCGAUAACUCAUGGUUUCUCUAAAGAGAACAUUGUUCUAGAAGUGCGAGAUGGCAUUGGAGUAUACGAAGGGAUGCUCCAGGGAUGUCCUGUCCUGGUAAGAGCUUUUGCAGGAAACGAUGAACGCUUCUGGCCAACACUGAAGAUUCUUUCCAGGAUCCACCACAGGAAUAUAUUGAACCUUGUAGGACACUGCUGCACUGCCACCAACUUGUUCUUGCUUUUCGACUACCCUUGCAUGGGUAAUCUGGAAAUCAACCUUCUAGUUGAUGAUUUGGCCAAGAACUUGCCCUGGAAAGCGAGGUGGCACAUUGCUCUGGACAUUGGUGGAAGCCUGCAGUAUCUUCAUGAAGAAUGUGUGACUGAUGGAGCCAUCGUUCACCUCUCUGUUUCUUCUUCUUAUGUUAGCUUAUCUUGUGGAUCCAUUACCAUGCUUGCCUACUUUGCGUCUGCUAGAGUCCUUAAAGAUGAAGGGGCGAGUAAUGUUGACUCUAGAACAUGGCGGAGAAAUGAGGAGCAUGAUGAACUGAUAGCUGUGGACAUACACGACUAUGGAGUGCUCCUGAUUGAGCUCAUCAGCGGAAUGAGUGCCCGGCUGUUCCAGAGGCAAGGCGUGGGACAAAGCCUGAUUGACUGGGCACUGCCACUUCUGGAGAAGGGUUCCAUAGACGAUGUGUUGGAUCCCAGAGUGGUGGAGGAGAUGAACGAUAGCAGGAUGAUUCAGCAGUUGGUAAAUGCAGCUUUGCUUUGCCUGAGGAGUAAUCCUUCUGCUUCUGCUGGCCACUGCCUCUCAAUGAGCCAGGUCUUGGCAGUGGUUAGAGGUGACCACCUUGCAAUGACAAAGCGCCGAGAGCUUUUCCCAGAUGUAAACAGGAAACUACAAUCUUCUUCUGUUCAAUGAAAUCAAAGUCGACAAAUGCAAACACACUGUCGUUUGAAAUAAUGUUCUCUGUUUUCAUCUAAUGACCAAGAUCGGGUUCAUUUUAACCUUCAGAGACGCCAGAAGAGCCCUGCCGGCUGCCCCCUAGCCUGAAAAUUGCAGCCCCUGUCAGGAAAGUAGGCAUCGCAGGAGCCACACCAGUGAUCAGACAUUAGGGGGUUGUUGGAUUCUAAUGACAUGGUGCAUUUUCAGUAUUGAAAUAAUGAUGAUGUGUUAGUUAGUACUGAUAUGAUGUCUUUCUGCUAGUGGCAUUGUACAUUUUCAGUAGUGAUAUGCUGCCUUACUAGUAGUGAUUUCCGGUUAUUGAACUGCGCUGCGCUGGUUAGUUAGUAGUGGUAUGAUGUCUCUUUUAGUAGUGACUAGUAUCAAUACCCGUGGCUACGCCACAGGAGAUUUAGUUGUGUUUAGUAUAUUUCAAAAC